AAAUUAGAUCGGGCUCGAUAUUCAAAAAAACAAUUGGAGACGCAAUUUGACAAGUUGAGAAAAUUCGUUUACAAACAAAAGUUCAUGGAUUUUAACAGACGACAAUGACUUAUUCAACAAAAAAUGGCUGAGGGUAGAGAUCAAAUCCAAAAAGUUCCCCACAACGAAAGACUAGUGUUAAAGUUGGAUACAUGUAUUCAGACAUACACAUGGGACUGUGGGCUUGCUUGCUGUUGUAUGGUGCUAAGGUACUUGGGUAAAGACGAUUCCUGUGUGUACACCAGUGAUCUGGAGGAACUUCAAUGUGGACAGAGCAUAUGGACAAUUGAUUUGGGAUACCUCCUUCUGAAAUAUAAAGUGAAAGUAGAGUUCACCACUGUCACACUUGGAGUUGAUGAUCAGUAUGCCAAAAAGCCAUUUUACAUGCAAAACUUUGACAAAGAUGCAGACAGGGUUGGCAGAAAGUUUGCUGAAGCCUCUCAGGCUGGACUGGAAGUCUCCAAAAGGUCACUAACUAUGAGUGAUAUUGUUAAUCACCUAUCUGAAGGCAACCUGAUGAUUUGUCUGGUGGACUGGAGCUUGCUAGAGUGCAUAUGGUGUGACAGGGUGAAACAGCAGUGUCUAAAUUGGUGUGGACAUUGUUGCAAAUCCUACCAAGGUCACUAUGUGGUGGUUUGUGGUCAUGAUUUGAAAAAGAAGAAGAUAUUUUACAAGAAUCCUUCCUAUGAUGAAGAGGUUUGCUGCUCCAGAAUGGACCGGUUUGACAAAGCCCGCAAAAGUCAUGGCACCGACGAAGAUGUCCUCCUGAUAUAUACACAGAGCGGGGAAAAAUAGGCAUGCCCAGCCUCUAGCUAGUCACUUUUACCUUUGGAUAUUUGAGUACAGAUGCUUUUGUACCAGAGGUGUUCAUUUUCACAGUUAUGAGUACAUGUACUUAUUAUAUAUAUUUAUAUACAUGUAUUUGUCUUUUGAGUUGUGUUUUUUUUUCAAAACCAAUUUCCAGGUUUUAAUUGGAAUUUUAAUUUAGUCAGGGAAACAUUUUUUUUUUCCAGUAGAAUUCUAUUCUAAGAGUCCUUCAGUCUUAAUUGCAUAUAGUGCAUUGAUCAAAUCUCAUAAAAAAAAAUUAUAUUGAUAUGUUGAAUUGAGAACUGCUAAAUGAAAUUGAACACUUAAAGGCUAACAAGUUUACCGGUUUACACAAAACCACAUAAACCUGUUACCAUGCAAAUAUAGACGUUAUAUGAUAUAUUAUAAGGUUUCUAAUAGUUCAUACCAGUAGUGCUUAGAUAUAUAAAACAGAUUAGUAAGGUUUGGUAUACUUACAUACUGUGAACCAACUUUUAUUCAGGUGCUAGAAAGUUAACAAGAAUGAUGUGGUGGCUAAUAUUUCUCAUGGUGGACCAGUUUAUGCCUUAAUUUGUCUAUACAAUUUCAGACAUCGAUGUUUGUGAAUAAAACUUGGAUUACAGUAUGUUUAAAUUGUGUACAUUCAAUGUUCAUGUAAAGGUGACCAUUUAAUGGCAUUGAUCCAUUAUACCUUAUAAGGAAAAAAAUUCUUCAGUCUGCUGAUGGAUUCGUUUACAUGUAGUAUUCUUUUCAUUAAAACCAUUGUUUAGAUGUUGUAAACUGUUAUCCAUUUAUAUGUACAUGUAUAAUUAUUAUGUAUUUUUAAUAAUAAUGAAAAUGACUCUUGGAAAUUGGUAUGCAAUUGAUAGUUAAGGAACAAAGUCAAAAUUGAAAUGAUCCUUGGGAAAUGCCUCCAAAUUAAUUUGCAAGUACUUCUUCCAUCAAUAGCAAAGUGAAAAAAAUUUUGAAACAUUUGUAUCAGGUAGUGGCAAAUGUCAGCUUUAUUUACAGUGUUCAGUUUUAAAUACUUAACAAAAUUGGGGAUUGUAGAUUCAUUUUCAAAUUCACUAUGUAGCUAAUAUAUUCAUGGACCUUGCUUCAAAGUGUUUAGCAAUCCAUCGUGACACUAUGUAUUUUAAACAUGCUUGCAUCAAUAUAUAUCUUUAGAUGCGGGAUUUUAUUGAUUAUGGUGCAAAACAAAUAGUCAUAAUACAUUUACUUCUAUAUUAUUUUGAUUCGAAUAUAGAAUCUAUUUUGUAAUGUCUAGUAAACAAUGUUUUCUUAUUCAGCUACUGUAGACACAAGUGCCUAAAAAAAAUUAAUUUUAGCUGUAUUUGCCAAAAAUAUUUCUGUUAGUUUCAUCAGAAGCUUUUGGACAGUCUUGUCUCAUUACACUGUAUGAGGUUUCUGGCAAAGUUUUUUCUUACAGUUAUCUGUGAAUUACUGGUAUUUCUGUAAAUAUCUUGACAUUCUUUUCCUAUGGUUUGUUGAAUUAGAAUUUUGAAAUUGUACUAAAAUAUUUGUUACGGUACAUUGACCCUAGGAAAAUAGAGGCAAAUCUGUCUGUGGGAUAAAUUAUGAUUAUUAAAUAUUGAGUGGUUCAAAAUUGAAGGUACGUAAAAUAAUCCCAAGGUACAUAAAAUAAUCUAUAGCAAUUCUAAAAAUGCACAAAUAUAACAUUGUGUUCAAUUAUAAUUAUGUUUUUUGUUAAAAUCCAUAUUGCUGUUCAUAUAUUUAUAUUUUGAUAUACAUUGUAUUAUUGAGGAUUAUUGAAGUUCUUUUAUAUAUUGUGACAGUUUUGUCAUUGCAGGCACCCCACCCUCUUUCUACCCUCCUCCCCCCAUAAAAAAAAAAAGUAAUUAGAGUCUAUCACCCGUCUCAUUUUCUUCCCUUAAGCUCAAAUUUUAAAGUUUGGUUGUUAAGAUUUUCACAUUUAAGUGAUACGUACAUUGUACAUGAUGCAUAUAUAAUCAGUAAAAAUGUGAUUGAUAAAUAUUAAUGAAAUAUUGACAUCUGAAGAAGAAAAAGAUUAAGGUACCUCACUACACCCAGACUUAUUCUUUUUAAGACACUACAUCACAAGAUGGCAAUUUAAAUGUUUUGUUAAAUUGUUUAUAUCGUUUGGUUCGGUUGUAUAUCGCUGUAGCUCUUUGGUUAAUGUAGUGGGCUUCUGAACAGCAGAUCAUGAGUUUGAAUCCGCCUGGAGCUUUUGUUCAUGUUAACUGAAUUAAAUUUUCGAAUAUGAAAUUUUUUAUCCAAAAUUGCACAUUUUUUGCCUAUUUGACUAGAAUACUUCUUAUCCAUUAUGAUAUCUAUCAAAAUCAAGUAAUUUUCUGCUGAUUUGAGAAAAUAUUUCAAGGUGUAGUGAGCCACCUUAAGAAUUGGUUUAAUUUUUGUUAAUUUGGUUUUCUUGGCCUCCUCUCUCUUUCUGUUGUUAACAUAAUGUAGUAUCUUCAAACAGGGUAUGUCUCGUUCUAAAAUGUUUAUUAAGAAACCUUAAUUAGUAUCAAUUCUUCUGUAUUCAAUUAUUCUAAGAUGGUUUGUACGCCAUCUGAGCUCAAGCUUUAUAUAUGCACCAGCAAUGGAUUAGAGACAUUUAACUGUCAUAGGAAAUGUAUCCUUAAACCUUUUUUUAUAUUUCAUCAUUAUUUACUGGUACAUAUUUAUUAAUUAAAGUGCUUGCUUUGCCAAAACUUCAAACAGAUUAAGGAAAGGAAAUUGCUUCUUCUUAUGCAAGUUUGGUUGUGAUGUUAAAAGAAAUGAGAUAUAUUUUUGUAUAUUCUGUUAAAACACAUUGGUAAUAAAUUAUUUGCUAAACUUCA
Messenger RNA from Magallana angulata, 3668 nucleotides. Its product is annotated as protein GUCD1-like. The record is from RefSeq and is a predicted model, not a curated record. NCBI's taxonomy places the organism in Eukaryota, Metazoa, Mollusca, Bivalvia, Ostreida, Ostreidae. The coding region runs from base 124 to 834 and encodes 236 amino acids. The transcript is spliced from 9 exons.